This is a messenger RNA of Clonostachys rhizophaga, 441 nucleotides long. The record is from the annotation of a GenBank genome assembly. NCBI's taxonomy places the organism in Eukaryota, Fungi, Ascomycota, Sordariomycetes, Hypocreales, Bionectriaceae.
AUGCAGUUCUCUACCGCCGCCCUCUUCACCACCCUCCUCUCUGCCAGCGCUCUCGCAGUCCCGGCCCAGGUCAAGGACAUGUCUGCCUCUGCCACCUGGACCAUCCAGAGCAUGAAGCGCACCUGCAACGGCGACGACACAUCCUGCGACUGGUCCUUCGGCAUCAACACCGGUGCUGGUACCACUGCCUGCGCCUACUCCGUCGGCAGGGACGGCAACACCAUCGCCAGCCGCUCCCCCAACCGCGGAAAGAACUGCGGCGCAUUCACCAUCACCAGCGCCUGGAGCGGCCAGUUCGGCGACGACAAGGGCUUCACCACUCUGAGCGUCGUGGACAACGGAGCUCGACUGAUUGCCUGGCCCGCCUAUACGGACCAGCAGCUCGCCAACGGCCAGGUGGUCCAGCCUGACCAGAGCUACCCCGUCCAGGCUCUGCCUUAA